Arabis nemorensis is the source of this 789-nucleotide messenger RNA. Lineage: Eukaryota; Viridiplantae; Streptophyta; Magnoliopsida; Brassicales; Brassicaceae. The record is from the annotation of a GenBank genome assembly.
AUGGAAAAUAGAAAGGCGAGGCCACAAGAGAAAGUAAACUGUCCAAGAUGCAACUCAACGAACACAAAGUUUUGUUAUUACAACAACUACAGUCUCACGCAACCAAGAUACUUCUGCAAAGGUUGUAGAAGGUAUUGGACCGAAGGUGGCUCUCUUCGUAACGUCCCUGUCGGAGGCAGCUCAAGAAAGAACAAGAGAUCCUCAACACCAUUAGCUUCACCUGCCAAUCCCAAGCUUCCAGAUCUAAACCCACCGAUUCUUUUCUCAAGCCAGAUCCCUAAUAAGUCUCCAAAAGAUCUCAACUUGUUGUCUUUCCCUGUCAUGCAAGAUCAUCAUCAUGGUAUGUCUCAGUUUCUUCAUAUGCCAAAGAUGGAGAACAACAAUACUUCAUCCUCAGUCUAUGCUUCAUCAUCUCCUGUCUCAGCUCUUGAGCUUUUAAGAUCCAAUGGAGUCUCUUCAAGAGGCAUGAAUACGUUCUUGCCUGGUCAAAUGAUGGAUUCAAACUCACUUCUUUACUCAUCUUUAGGGUUUCCAACAAUGGCUGAUUACAAGCAGGGUAACAAUAACCUAUCAUUCUCCAUCGAUCAUCAUCAAGGGAAUAAUGGACAUAACACCAUCAACAGUAACCAAAGAGCUGAAGAGAAUAAUGAUGACAUGAAUGGAGCAAGUAGGGUUUUGUUCCCUUUUUCAGACAUGAAAGAGCUUUCAAGCACAACCCAAGAGAAGAGUCAAGGUAAUAAUACAUACUGGAAUGGGAUGUUCAGUAACACAGGAGGAUCUUCAUGGUGA